Molecule: messenger RNA, 2106 nt
Organism: Culicoides brevitarsis
Lineage: Eukaryota; Metazoa; Arthropoda; Insecta; Diptera; Ceratopogonidae
Gene: Vps33B
Product: vacuolar protein sorting-associated protein 33B
Exons: 2
Coding region: 56-2014 (652 amino acids)
Biological process (GO): intracellular protein transport; vesicle-mediated transport
Cellular component (GO): CORVET complex; vacuole
Source: RefSeq, a predicted model, not a curated record
AUAUUUUGUUAUUAUUUUCAUUUCCAAAAAAAAAAAAAUGAAAAAUCCUUGAAUUAUGGACUCCUCGAUCGACAAAAAGCUCAAUGGAUUCCGCCAAAUCUCCCAAGAAAAGCUUCAGAACAUUUUUUGUUCAAUUCCAGGAUCCCACAAAGACAUCAUCAUCGAACCGAAUCUCAUCAAACCAUUAGAAUUCGUGUGCGGCGCUUCAUGGCUCAAAAACAAAGGAAUCGACAAAAUCUACAAAUUUGACAAAGUUAAUCCGCCUCCGCGACGUCAUCAGUUCAUUUAUCUCAUCACCGCUGACUUAAUUUUGUUCAAACAUGUCUUGGAUCAAAUCAGCGGGUACGAAAGUCGUGAUCCGAGUGACGAAACAGGCAUCAAGGCGUAUCAUUUAAUUGUAUUUCCAACAAUUUUGCAUUGUUUCGAGGUUUUGCUCGAGCAAGAGGGACUUUUUGGCGUCGUUGAGUUGCAUCGGUUCAGUUGGGACUUCAUUUCGUUGGAUGGCGGUGUGUUAUCGCUCGAAUAUCAACCGAAGCUUUUUCGAGAUAUUUUUUUGAGAGGAGAUACUUCGUUGCUGGGACCUGUAGCGCAUAGUUUUCGGUUGUAUAAUAUGGUCAUGAAACGUCCUCAAAUCGUGCUUUCGUAUGGGGAACAAAGCGACGCGAUCUUAAAUAUGUGUCAUCGUAUCGAAAAUGCCAGAAAUGCUCCAUUUCGGGACGAGUCGAAGGAUAAUCCGGAUUUUACAGCGAUGAUUGUCGUUGAUCGUGAUAAGGAUUAUGCUUCGACUUUGCUGACGUCAGUCGUUUAUGCGAGUCUUUUACUCGAACUUUUCCAAUAUAAGAGCGGAUAUGUGACGAUCGACGUGGAAAAUAACAAAAUUGUGCGAGAAAAGUUGAAAUUCCUGCAAAUUUCGAAAAAUAAUUCGUCGAGCGGGAGUAAAAAAGAUGUCGCAACACUUCGAAUGCAUUCCGGGAGUGAUAAUAUCUACCGGGAGAACCGAUAUCGCCAUUUUGCGGAUGUUGUGUCACUUUUGAGCUCUCAAGCGAAGAAUUUAGGUGUCGAAUCCAAGACUUACAAGGAGAUGAAAAUUAACGAAAUGAAGGAAUUUGUCUCGAAUAAACUUCCGCAAGUUGCUGCCCAAAAAAAGGAACUUUUUAAACACUUAAUUGCUUGUGAAGCGAUCGUUCAGGAGCUCGGAGCGACUUUUGAGAGACAUCAAUCUAUCGAAGAGAGCAUGUUACUUAACGAAAAUCGGAAACAAGUAAUUUCCUACAUCGAGGAGCAAAUUAGCACGGAUGCCCAUAAAUUCAACACGAUUCGUCUCAUGUGCCUUCUUCACAUCACGUGCGGUGUGACGCCCGACGAAGCCUCCAAAUUCAUCACAAACUACUGCAAUGCCUUUGGACAUCAAUAUCUCACGGUUUUUACGAAACUUUCCACAGCGAGACUUUUUCCCGAACUCGGAAUCACAAAUAAAACGAAUAUUUUGUCAAAUAUUUCGAUUCCGCUCAAACAAACGCCAUUCCAAGUCGAUGCAAAUAAAUUAAAACUUUUUCCGGUUCAAUCGAAAGACAGUCCAAUUACAUCGACGCCCACAAAAUCGCCCGGAAUCCCGUUGAAAAAAGAUAAUACCUGCCCGAGUUACGUUUUUAAUGGGAAUUAUAUUCCGCUUGUGGCGCAAUUGGCUCAAAUUUUGUUGAAAGCGAGCAGUUUUGAGGAGAUUAGUUUGAAAUUGGGACAUGUUGAUACGCAGAUAAAGGUCAGUGGGAAGGCUUUUGGCGGAGAUUCGAUGAAAACUUUGAAAGAAACAGCAAUGGCAGUUAAGCGAGGGGAGUUGACAGGUCCGAGUUUUCCAUUGAGACCGAAAACUAUUUUUAUAUUUGUUGUUGGAGGAGUUACUUAUGCGGAGAUAGCAGCUUGUAAUCUAGUCGAACGAUUUACGGGAGCGAAAAUUGUAUUAGCAUCGGACUCAAUUAUCAGCGGGAAUGAUUUAAUAGAGACUGCUUUUAAUUAAUUUUUUUAAAUGUUUAAUUUUCGAUAUUUUAUUAAAUUUAAUUGUAAAAAUUUUAUUAAAAAAUAAAUUAAAAUUGUUAUUUUUUUUAAAUA